AUGAAACCAAACACAGGAGUCAACUGCUAUCAAUGUUUCAACAAUUACAUAUAAAAAUAUGUGUGAUCAUAAUCCUGCACCUACACAUAACAUGGUCCUACCAAGUGUACCAUCUGGACGCCGACGAAGAAAAUGAAGUGCUGUCGAAGUUGAAGCAAGUCCUACAAGGCUACGACAUACCGAACUAUGCAGAAGUCAAGCCGAAGAAGAGCCGACACAGAUUCAAACCCGCAGGCAAGUCAAUGUUCGUGAAAAGGAUCAUACCGCACGGGUACAAGACGGGAGAGCACGAAUACGACUCCCGGCUGAACACAGUAUUUAAACCUCUGUUCAGAUACCACAUAACCAAACCCAGUGCUGGAGACGAGAAGUCCGUUGUACGAAUGGAGCCGAAGAUACGUGACACAAACAACGAUCUAGUCUCGCUCAUGAAGAAAGAACCCAACUCCCAAGAUCUACUGCCACAUUUGAAAAAAUAUCUUGAACACGAUAUAAAAGAAAAACUAAAAUGGAAGAAAACUAAAAAGAGAUUCAAGUCGCUUCUAGACAGGUUAAGUUUAAAGGACGAAUUGAAAUUGCUAAGGGCUUUUGACAUUGAUAAGUCUGGUGAACUGCACGACCCGUUCGCUCCGGGCAAAGUACCGGACUAUUUAGGUAAUGGCAACAGUGAGCAGACACCAGACGCGGCAGACCAGCCGGGAUCAAAAGUUGUGAUACCUUCAUAUCCAUUUUGGAAUUAUUGGACGUACCAAAAGACAAUAGUCCAAGACAACUGUCCAGGUAACCUCGUCAAACAGGGCAACAUGUGUGUCUCGCCCAUUGGUCAUCGUAAAAACGCGAGGAGAUUAAGAAGGCAGCCAGAACGAGUACUGCGAUAUGGAUUAUUCUAGUAGCAAUUUGUAAACGAAAUAAA
Messenger RNA from Spodoptera litura, 913 nucleotides. RefSeq lists its product as uncharacterized. The record is from RefSeq and is a predicted model, not a curated record. NCBI's taxonomy places the organism in Eukaryota, Metazoa, Arthropoda, Insecta, Lepidoptera, Noctuidae.